GUUCGGCUCAAGGACUUAUCCCCGGCCGAUCGCGCUCGGUUCUCUGAGUCAGACGCCAAGGAAUGGGCUGCGAUGCUGGCGACGGGCGCGGUGCGCGUGCUGUCGCCCGAGGAGUCGGUCUCGGCUCGGCGUCGAUUUCCCGACCGCAUUUUGUCUUCUCGGAUGGUGCGGAGGCUGAAACCGGUCCAGGGGGUGGGCUCACUCCCCGAGCCGAAAUCACGAUGGUGCGUCCAUGGGCAUCAGGAUCCCGAUUCCGAGACCCUAGAGGUCUACGCUCCCACGCCUCAGUCUGAGAGUGUGCUCAUGUGUUUGCAGAUUGCUGCUUCGUUUGGAUGGACUUUGACCAUCGCGGACGCAAAGAAUGCUUUCUGCCAGAGCCAGCGACUGGAGCGCCCCCGUGGCGCGAUUUUCGUUGAGCCGUGCUCCGGGUUGCCUAUAGGCCCCGAUCAGUUGAUAGAACUGGUGGCGCCCGUAUAUGGUCUCAACGAUGCCCCGCUUCUGUGGCAUCGCACUCUGACUGACUGGCUCGUCGGGGAAGGUUUUACCAAAUCUCUCUUGGAACCGUGCCUGCGGCUGAAAAGGAGCCGCUGGGGCAAGCUCGAGGGUUCCGUGCUCAUUGAGGUGGACGACCUCAUCGUGUCCGGGGGUCCCGCCUUUUUAGCGAACUUCAAGGAGAAAGCCACGGCGAGGUUCCGUUUCGGGAAGUGGUGUCAGUCGGACUCGGAGUUCGCUGGGCGUCAUCUUCGCCAGUUCCAGGUCAAGUCGUAUCGGGCGGUGGUGGCUCAGGUGCAAUGGGUGGCCAGAGAGUCGCGUCCCGACGUGGCGGGAGCCGCGUCGAUCCUGGCCGGAGCCAUGCCCACGCCGCUGGUGUCUCAUGCGUUGUUGCUGGGCAAGGUUUGUAAGUUUCUGAAGGCCACGGCUUCCCAGAGGCUGACGAUCUGGGCUCUCGACCCCGUUUCCCUUGUCUUUGUGACGGCGUCUGAUGCCUCUGGCCCGGGGUCGGCUAGUCGAGGAGGGUCCCAGGGCGCGUGGCUGGUCAUGGCCGCAGACGCCUCCAUCCGGGCCAAUCGCCGGGCCAGGGUCUCGCUCUUGUCUUGGCGCUCCCAGAGACUCAAAAGAGUUAUCAGCUCCACCGUUGCCGCCGAAACGUUGGCCUUGAGUAGUGCCGUGGCCGAGGCUCAGUAUCUUCAAGUGUUGUGGCGGGAUGCGGUGUUCGGGGACGUUCAGAAACCUGCCUGGCACCUGAGCGCGGCUCCCUUUUCUGUCGUGAUGUCCUCAUCCUGUGAGUUGGGCAGUCGAGCUGCGUCCUUGGCCGUGGUGGACGCGAAGUCAGUGUUCGACACUCUCAGCAAGAAUGCCGCCGGGUCCCGGUCCGACCGUAGGAAUGCGGUGGAACUCGCUGUGGUUCGGGACUCCUUGAGUUCCAUGGGGUCCCAAAUUCGGUGGCUGCCCCAUGGACGUAUGCCGGCGGAUCCGCUUACGCAUGCGGACCCGGCCAAGAGUAACCUGGCGUUGCAUGACCUACUCUGUCGAGGCACAUUGUGCCUGGUCGACGAGGGCGGGCACCUCGAUGAGCGCUCGCUCAACCUGUCCCUCAAGUCCCGGCGCGAGGGGCCGGGAGCGCCCGCCUUCCUCGCCUUCGAGCUGCAGGUUCGGCAGGCCCUCGCCGAUCCGCGCGCCCACCGCGCGGGUGGCCAGCCACGCACCGCGGCGCUGGGCAAGGAGACCCUCGGC
Prorocentrum cordatum is the source of this 1734-nucleotide messenger RNA. The record is from the annotation of a GenBank genome assembly. Lineage: Eukaryota; Dinophyceae; Prorocentrales; Prorocentraceae.